This is a messenger RNA of Siniperca chuatsi (mandarin fish), 5314 nucleotides long. RefSeq names its product phosphatidylinositol-4,5-bisphosphate 3-kinase, catalytic subunit gamma (gene pik3cg). Gene Ontology annotation, biological process: phosphatidylinositol-mediated signaling; cell migration; phosphatidylinositol 3-kinase/protein kinase B signal transduction. Gene Ontology annotation, cellular component: phosphatidylinositol 3-kinase complex, class IB; phosphatidylinositol 3-kinase complex, class IA; plasma membrane. NCBI's taxonomy places the organism in Eukaryota, Metazoa, Chordata, Actinopteri, Centrarchiformes, Sinipercidae. Bases 171 to 3611 code for a protein of 1146 amino acids. Gene Ontology annotation, molecular function: 1-phosphatidylinositol-3-kinase activity; 1-phosphatidylinositol-4-phosphate 3-kinase activity. The record is from RefSeq and is a predicted model, not a curated record. The transcript is spliced from 24 exons.
AAUUCAUGCUUGCCAACAGUCACACAUCAAAUUCACUGCCAAACAUACUAUCACAGUCCACAUCUUCAACUGUCACUGUUGCUCACUGUGUCACAGUGGGACUGCGUUGACAACUGCCGACUGCUGAAACGAUUAGUCGAUUAAUCAACAAGACGACUGACGUACAAUUAAUGGCUUCGCUUGAGUCAUCUUUAAGCAAAAAUGUGAAUCAUUCUCUGGUUCCAGCGUCACGAAAUGUGAUGGAUGGGAAGCAGAUCCAGGUGAGCGACGAAGAGCCCAAAGUCCUGCGAGAAGAGCACCGGAGGAGGAGAAGAAAGAAGGCCAUCACCUCGUCCUCCUGCACCUCCAUGGAUCAGAUCACCAUUGAGUUCGUCCUGCCCACCAUGGGGCGGGGCGGAAACAGCCCCGACACUAUGGUGCUGGAGGUGGCUGGGAACUGGACGGUGGAACAGGUGAAAGCUCAGGUGUGGCUGAAGGCGGUGACUUCUAACCUCUGUCCUGACUUCUACCAGAGGUUUUCUCCGGACCACUGCAUCCUGCUCUACCAGAAGAAAGGCAACGUGUGUGAGAUCUACGACAAGCACCAGGUCUUCCAGACGCUGGACUGCAUUCGUUACUGGAGAGCCCUGAAGAAAGACGUGGGGCGGAUCCAGCUGGUUCCCCGUCCGCAGCCCUCAGACGAGUCCCAGCAGUACCAGCGCUAUCUCAACUCCCUGAUUGGCUACGACGUCACUGAUGUCAGCAACGUGCACGACGAUGAGCUGGAGUUCACCCGCAGGAAGCUGCUGACGCCACGUCGCAUCGAGCUGUCUGACCGCGACCCAAAACUCUACUCCAUGGACCCCUGGGUGACCCGCAAGCCGCUGCCUGAGCACCUGCUCAGCAAGGUCAGCAACAGUCACAUCCUGGUGGUGAUCCACAUCAGCACGGCCAGCCAGACCAUCAAGGUCUCCAUCGAUGACACGCCAGCACAGGUGUUGGCGAGCUUUUUCGCCAAGACGGCAAAUAAGAGAGUUUUGCUGGGCAUUCCUGACAACAUGUGUGAGACAGACUUUGUGCUACGUGUGUGUGGAAGGGAGGAGUACCUGUACGGGGAUAAACCGCUGCAGAACUUCAAUUGGAUCCGUCAGUGUCUGAAGAACGGGGAGGAAAUCCACCUGGUUUUGAAGACGCCACCUGAUCCCGACCUGGAUCUGGUCCAGAAGGAGGAUUGGGCACAAGUGGAUGACUGCACUGGAGUCGCAGGUACCCAUGAGCAGUUGACCAUCGAUGAGAAGGACCAUGAACGAGUGUUCACCAUCUCUAUGUGGGACUGUAACAGGAAGUUCAGAGUGAAGGUGCUGGGUAUUGACAUCCCAUCCCUCCCCAAAAUCCCGGAGUUUAUUGUUUUCAUAGAAGCCAGCAUCUUUCACGGCCAACAGCUUUUAGCCCAGGAGAGGACGUCUUCUAAAACCUUCAAUGAAGAAGUGCUGUGGAACUGCUGGUUGGAGUUUAACAUUAAGAUCAAGGACCUGCCUAAAGGAGCGCGCCUCAACCUCCAGGUGGUCUGCGGAAAGCAGCCUCUGACACCAAACUCCAAGGGAGGCUCAACCUACCAGGAUAAUACAGCAGGAACUGGCAGCCAUGAUGGAAAGACCAAGAGUCGUCUUCUGUACUACGUCAACCUGCUGCUGAUCGACCACCGCUCUCUGCUCCGCCAGGGCGAGUUCAUCCUCCACAUGUGGAAAAUGCCAGAGAAGAGCGAGGAGAGCAGCAGCAGCAUCAACGCAGACAAGCUCACCUCAGCCACCAACCCAGACAAGGCCUCUACCAUGGCCAUCGCCAUUUUACUGGACAAGUACUGCUACCCCGUGGUGCUGCCCAAGAGCCGUGACGUGGGCCGGGAAUUGGGGGCCGGGAGCGAGGAAGCCGAGGGAGGGGAGCGAGGCCAGAGGGAGAUGCCGAACCACCUGAAGAAACAGUUUGGAGCUAUCGUGGCUACAGACCCACUGCAUCCACUGAGUCCUGAGGACAAAGAGCUGCUGUGGCACUUCAGGCAUGAGUGUAUGCGUGACCCCAGGGCCUACCCAAAGCUUCUGGGUUCAGUCAGGUGGGGGAAACAGGAAGAUGUUUUGGCAACACACCGUCUGUUGGAGCGCAGCAGUGCAUGGGACAGCAGUGGUCUGGAUGUUGGUCUGGCCAUGCAGCUGCUGGACUGUCACUACUCAGACGCUCAGGUUCGCUCAAUGGCUGUCAGGAAGCUGGAGACUCUGGAGGAUGAUGAUGUGCUCAGAUACCUUCUGCAGCUUGUACAGGCAGUCAAGUUUGAGCCUUACCAUGACAGCGCCCUGGUCAGGUUCCUGCUGAAGAGAGCUCUGAGGAGUAAGCGUAUAGGUCAUUUUCUCUUCUGGUUCCUGCGCAGUGAGAUCGCCCAGUCCAUGCAUUACCAGCAGAGGUAUGCUGUCCUGCUGGAGGCCUACCUCAGAGGCUGCGGUGAAGACAUGCUGCAGGACUUCAGGAAACAGGUGGAGAUGACUGAUGCUCUGCAGAAAGUCACCCGUGAGACCAAGGCCAUGUCCGCUGACAAGUACGACAUCACUGCACAAGUUGUGUUUCAGUUGCGUCAGAAGCUGGAGACUCUGCAGUCGUCCGGUCUGCCAGAGAGUUUCAGAGUCCCUUAUGAUCCUGGACUAAGAGCUGGAGCCCUGCUGAUUGAGCAGUGCAAAGUGAUGGCAUCUAAGAAGAAGCCACUGUGGCUGCAGUUCAAAAGGGCCGACCCAACCACUCUGUCCAAAGACCCCAUCGGCAUCAUCUUCAAAGAUGGCGAUGACCUCAGACAGGAUAUGCUCAUCCUGCAGAUUCUGCUGAUCAUGGAGUCCAUCUGGGAGACAGAAUCCCUGGAUCUCUGCCUGUUACCGUACGGCUGCAUCUCCACUGGAAACAGAAUAGGCAUGAUUGAGAUCGUGAAGGACGCCACCACCAUUGCUAACAUCCAGCAGAGUGUUGUGGGAAGCACCGGAGCUUUUAAAGAUGAAAUCCUUUAUCAGUGGCUCCGGGACAAGUGUGUCAGCGAGGACAAGUUCCAGCAGGCUGUGGAGAGGUUUCUGUAUUCCUGUGGUGGCUACUGUGUGGCUACCUACGUCCUGGGUAUUGGGGAUCGCCACAAUGACAACAUCAUGAUCACUGAAUCUGGGAACCUCUUUCACAUCGACUUUGGUCACAUCCUGGGGAAUUAUAAGAGUUUCAUGGGAAUCAGCAAGGAGUGGGUUCCCUUCGUGCUCACGCCAGACUUCCUGUAUGUCAUGGGAACAUCAGGAAAGAAAAGUAGCCCCUACUUCCAGAAAUUCCAGGACGUGUGUGUGAAGGCUUACCUCGCCCUUCGGCACCACACCAACCUGCUCAUCAUCCUCUUCUCCAUGAUGCUGAUGACCGGCAUGCCCCAGCUGACGAGUAAGGAGGAUAUCGAGUACAUCCGUGAGGCGCUGACUGUCGGCCGCAGCGAAGACGAGGCACAGCGCCACCUGCUGGACCAGAUAGAGAUCUGCAGGGAAAAGGGCUGGAUGGUUCAGAUCAACUGGUUUGUUCACCUGGUGCUGGGGAUCAAGCAGGGUGUGGAGAAGCGGUCCACUUAGGACUAAAUUAGGAUUUCAAGUUUUUUCCUCUUAAGAGUUCUCCGUAAGGCGUUGCCACUUUUUAUUUGAUCUAAAUAAGAGUCUUACAAGAAGGUUCCAACAGAAAAGUCUACUACAAGACUGCGUAUGGUCUGCAAGAGUGACUGAAGAAGAGAAAAUGUGUAAGUGAAUAAAAAUCAUGAGGAUUUUAACCCGUGACACUGCUUGUAUGCAGACUUGGCACCAAGAUGCCCAAGUGCCAAAUUAAAUGUAAUUAAUUCUAUUCUAUGGUGAGGAGACUGAGUCAGUUCCACAGGAGUGACUGUUUCCAUUACAUAUCUUAGACCAAGUCAAACAUCCAUACCAAAUUCAAAAUAACAUGUAUAGCUAGUAGUAUAGUUUUUUUUCUUUUGCCUACAUCAACAUCACUAUGACAUUCGUAAGUCUUUGCCUGCUAACAGAGUUACCUCUCAUUUCCACAUAUUUUAAACUAUUUUUCUGUCUGCUUAACCACCUGAAACAGUUAAUAGAUUUUAGUUAAAUAAGAAACCUUUUGAAAAUAAUAACGCAACUUUGGGGAGUUUCCAUGUUUCCAUGAGUAAGGAACUGGAUCUCUACACCCUCUAUUUUCAUCCUUUGACAAAGUUAAACUACUUCCUGUUUCUGGUUGUCUCAUUCAAAGUCCUUUCCUGCUGAGGAAGCAUGUUUUUCUCACAUUUCACACUGAAGUAGUGCUGCACUGUCCCUCCGUUCCAAGAGGAGCUGUUAGAGUGAAGAUUAAAGGAUCAGUCUGUAAAAUAGUUAGCAAAAUGUUAACUAUUCAAAACAUUAGUUUUUACUGAAUAAUAUGCAAGGAAUUAUUGAAUUAGUUGGAUUCUCCUGGUCAGAGAUUGAAAAUAAUGUUAUAUUAAUGAAGUGUUCAAGGCGAGAGUUUUAUUAUUUAUAUGUUAAACAGCCUUUUUAUUUGCACUGAUCGUUAGAGAAUACUUCUCAGAUGGCUUGAAAAACUUGGUGCUUGUGAAAUUUAAAUUCCAAAAAUAUGUAUUAAAAGUCAAAUUUAAUUAUGCUAAUUUAUGCUGCACAUCUGUGGCAUUGGAAUGCUACAGUGGCCUGUUGGUGACAUUUAGCACAUGCUGGUCAGUGCUGUGGUCACUUCUUAUUGGAUGGUGGAAGAUGUAUUUUUUUGUCUACUGCCUAAUGAUUUGGAAUAUUUUUGAUAAAACAUCAUCUCAAACAGUGAGAAGUAAAAUGAUUCUGUACACCAUCUCUAUGUGAUCUUAUUAUACUGUGUUGUUGUGACAGGUCGUAUUUUCAAGCAAACACCCAUACAAACCAGCUUUGACUAAAAGCAACAAGUUCAUAGUUCACACAUCUCUCCCACGUUUGUGUUGAGAUGAAUGCUGACAAAUGUAUGAGACUGAGGCAAGUUAAGAGACAAGGUAAAACAAAAGCCAUAGUUAAAUAAAAUUUCAUGAGUACAAGUGACUUCCCAGUUGGAGUUAACAGCGACAAUAAGCAUCAGCAGUUUGAAAAUCACAAUUUUUUUUAGAGCUUCAAUAAAAACAUGUUGGAAAGAUCAUUUCUUUCAGAAAUAACAUUUUGUAAUAAAACCUUUUGUGACUGUAAAUGCUUUCAAUAACUGAUUCUGGAAAUUAAAUAACUGGAACAUGUUAACUUCUUUAAUGUAAUGUUAAUCAGACAAUUAAAGUUAUGUACUAUAAAUA